AUGGCGCCAGAGGAGGCAGAGGAGGUCGAGGAGGCCGAGCGCCCUUCUCCUGGGAUAGCCUACAUGCCCUCCAUCGGGGACUCUGCUGGCUUCACACUCGCAGAUGAAGCUCGACAAACCUCACAACACGACCACUCUGCCUACUCAAACCUUCGACAGCGACCUGUCAAAUUUGUCAGCGCCGGUCCCAGUGAGCCGUUAAAACAACUAGACGAGCUCCUCGGCGAGAACAACCGAAAACAGGCUGAGGAAUCCACUACGGAUUCCCCUCCCGAUGACCCGUCUCCAUGUUCCGCCACGCCCGACCUGCCCAAGGUAGACGACGAAAUCAGCGACGACGAAGACGACGGAAGUGAAGAUGGAACUGACGACGAAGAAAGCCUGAUAGGACCAGACGAGCUAGAGGCGAUUGUACGAAGUAAGACCGCAGUCGAAGAGGAACCCUCGUUCUUCUUCGACCUCAAAGGUGACCAGCAACGAGGGAUCUCUACCAGAGCACCGGUACAUAUACCAGACCGGCCAUCAUCAAGUGACAGCAGUUCAAGUGACGAGGUAAUACUCUUCAAAGGUCGGGAUGCACAGAGGAAGGUGCAACCCACCAUCAGUAUGACCCAGAUGCGAACCGAAAUCCAGGUUGUGGAGGAUCAAAUGGCUGCAGGCCCAAGCGACUCGCCACGGACCGACAAGAAGAAACCGAAGAGGAUGAAGCCCAGACAACGCCGGAAAAUGCGGUCCACUUCCAACGACGUAGACGACGCUAUCAUCGCCGACUACAUAGCCAACAUGCGAGAGAACGGAGAUGCGGACGACAUCCUCGGCCUCGGAGCUGGCAAUCGCCGCGAACUGGGCGGAACUGAUUUCUACGUCUCGGACAAUAUUAGUAGUGACGAGGAGGAUAUGAAUGCCCCGAAUGCGGCUAAUGAAGGGGAUGUUGAUGGUACGGCGCGAGCGAGCAAUGGCGAUUCCACGGCAGAUGAAGACGGCGACCCAGAGAGUGAAAUCGACGAAGAAAUGCUGGCAAAGCUCAUUGCUGGACAGGAGCUUGGGAUGGACGAGGAUGUGCGGCUUCUCGACUCGUUAAGCGAUUCUAGCUCCGCGAGUGGGAAGGAGGACACCAGUAAUCGGAUCAAUGGGAACGACAACUUCGACGUCAUGGACUGGGAACGACCAAGCCUCAACCGCCGGAAGGGAAAGGCUGCCCGGGCGCAAAUCAACUUCAACGUCUCUGAUUCAGAGCUGGAGCAAACUCUCCAGGUUGCGUGGAAAAGCGACCGACUCAAGAAAUCAGAGCGCAAGAAGCAUCGUGAGCAACUCCGCGCACUGGGCAUUUUGGGUAAGAAAGCCAAACCCGAGGACCUCCGGGUAAAAUACCCCGAUGGCAUGAACAUGGAGCAAGUUGCCGACGAGUUCCAAGCCUUUCUACUCGGGUCUGACGAGGUUCUCACGUUGCCUCCGAUGGACAACCACGCCCGGAAAAUGAUUCACGAUCUUGCCGGCAAAUUCAAGAUCAAGUCAAAGUCUACUGGCAAAGCCGACCAACGCAGACCGACCCUACACCGAACGCUCAGGACAUUGCCAUACGUAGAAGCGACAUUCAACCAGGCUGUCAACCGCAUCAACAGGCGAUAUUUCCCACGACUGGAUAUCAAGGGCAAGAGGUCGCAGCGUGCGCCUCCUCCAACCCGGUCCAACAACGCCGCAGCGACGUAUCGAGAUGGUGAGAUUAUUGGUGGAGCGGCGCCAGAACUGGGUACCGAUAAUCGUGGGCGAGCGAUGCUGGAGAAGAUGGGUUGGAGUAGCGGAACAGCGUUGGGAACGGCGGACAACAAGGGCAUCUUGCAACCAGUCACGCAAGCGAUGAAGCGCAGCAAAGCAGGCCUUGGUUGA
Molecule: messenger RNA, 1887 nt
Organism: Ilyonectria robusta
Lineage: Eukaryota; Fungi; Ascomycota; Sordariomycetes; Hypocreales; Nectriaceae
Exons: 4
Coding region: 1-1887 (628 amino acids)
Molecular function (GO): nucleic acid binding
Source: RefSeq, a predicted model, not a curated record